AUGGCCGAUGUUGCGGCAGUACCGGCGCCGGGCGCUGCACCGGCCGAAGACGAUGAAACAUGGCUUUAUGGUGAUGAAAACAAAGAGCAGAAGGAUCCAGAGAAAGAUGGCCAGAAAAAGAAAAAGAAAGGUGACGGAGAUGGGUCUGAGAAACCAGAAGACAAGGAAGAAGGGGAGAUGAGUGGGGAGGAAGAUGCUCAGGCAAAGAAUGAUGAUGACGAUUCAGAUGAUGACGACAAUGUCCAAGUCACCAUUGGCGACAUCAAACAGUGGACUGUCACAGAAACUCCCAGGAACCUGUUUAAGAGUGCCACUGGCUACCAAAAGCCAGCAGCAGGAGUGGCAGCAGCACAGAAGACAGUGGUGCCAGGAAAAGGGAUGGACCUUGAAGCCCAGGGCACUGUCAAUGGAGUGCCUACAUUUGAGUUCGACAUUGACAAUCUCUCAGCUGAAGACAAACCCUGGAGAAAUCCUGGGGCUGACAUCACUGACUACUUCAACUAUGGCUUCAACGAGGACACCUGGCUGCAGUACUGUGAGAAACAGCGACGACUACGUCUGGAGAAUGGAGUGCCCCUCCUUGGCAACAAGUCACAGUCCAGGGACAGUCACUCUCACCACUCUCACAUUGGUUCUGGUCAACCCAUCAGUCGUCUCGGGGACAAGGACUCUGGACAGACUGGAUCCAGCAUACCUACUACAAGUUCAAUAAGGAAAGCUCAGCCACCGCCAAAUAGAAAAUUGGGAGGUACCAUUGAUGUGAUUGGCAGCACAGUCCAUGAUUCUCGACGCCCAGGUCAAGGGUCAACAUCCAGUUCCAUACCUGUCACAGGGGUCACUCCGGACUAUCGAAAGUUCCAGCCACCAUCAGUACCUCCACCAGGGAUGCCGCCCAUGAUGCCUGACUACUCCAUGCCCCCACCAGGGAUGCCCCCACCCCUCGGGCUGCCUCCACCAGGAGUGCCUCCACCACCAGGUGUUGCUGUACCUCUCCCGACACCAUAUGGCUCAGAGCAGUACGAUCCCUUCAGCCACCCCCCUCCUGGUUUCAACUACGAGAGCAACACCUUCACUCCAAAUUACACGGAAGGACAUCACCAGAACUUCCAAAGCUACGACGAUCGAUGGAAGUACAGUUCUGACCGACACACACGAGAUCGGAGUCCAGACCAAGAGUUUGGAAGCAGGGACAAUUAUUGGCGAGACCGGGAACGUGACCGAGAGAGAGACCGCAGUGACAGGGAUCGGGAACGGGAUCGGGACCCUUAUCGUGAAAGAGACAGGGGUAGGGACCGGGGAAAGAGAACGAGACAGAGACCGAGACAAAAGAAGGUCAAGGUCAACUGAUAGAGAUGAUUCUCGUCAUAGAGAUGAUAAGCACAGAACACGAAGAAAGCAUCGAGAUGAUGAGGACGACCACCAUCGAUCCAAACACAGGAAGAGCAAGAAGCGAAGAGACAAGGAUGAGGAAGGGGGAGACUCGGUCACUACAGCUGAUGAAGGGGAUAAAGGGGAGUGAACUCCUCUCACA
Haliotis rubra (blacklip abalone) is the source of this 1531-nucleotide messenger RNA. Its product is annotated as pre-mRNA 3'-end-processing factor FIP1-like. NCBI's taxonomy places the organism in Eukaryota, Metazoa, Mollusca, Gastropoda, Lepetellida, Haliotidae. The record is from RefSeq and is a predicted model, not a curated record. Gene Ontology annotation, molecular function: RNA binding. Gene Ontology annotation, cellular component: mRNA cleavage and polyadenylation specificity factor complex. The coding region runs from base 1 to 1347 and encodes 448 amino acids. The transcript is spliced from 15 exons.